AUGCAGAUCAUCAGAGGACACGAUUUUCGAGAGAGUUGCGGGGAUAGCUUAGCCUGUGAAAAGAGUAUUCUAAUAGGAGAGAGAGGGAUGGGGUCACCAAGAAAAACCCUUGGGGAAAAGCUGGACCAAGUGUCGAGGGAUGCUGCUCCCUCGAGAGUCAGAGAAAAGGCUUGUGCUUUAAUUAAGCAGGCUUUUCUGAUUGAAGCGUCAACUGAUGCUAUAUACACAAGUAUGGGAGAAUCUGUAAAGCUCAGGAGGGAUAGCGCCAUGAGCAAGUAUGAUGACGAUAAAUUGAGGCUUGAGUUAGUCAUAACCCCUGGAAUUUGUUACUCUAAUUCGUCGUUUGGUUUGUUUGAUGACGCCAAGAUUAAUUAA
This is a messenger RNA of Dovyalis caffra, 375 nucleotides long. The record is from the annotation of a GenBank genome assembly. Lineage: Eukaryota; Viridiplantae; Streptophyta; Magnoliopsida; Malpighiales; Salicaceae.